AUGACGAAAAUAAAUUUAACGAAUGUUAAUUUAUCUCCAUCAGUAAUUAUAGAAAACACCGACACCAUUACAACGCCAUUUACGACAAAUUUUGAUAAUAUGGGUUUUUUCAAAUUAAGUGACAAUGUUUUUGGCAGUCGUGAAAAUGGAUCCAAUAGUGGUGAAAAUAAGAUUCAUGCCUAUAACGAGUCUAUAACGUUAGUAACAAGAACUAACAUUCCACAACCGAAUUCAACCUCUCUCGCUUGGCUACUAGACAACUACAAUGAUACAUUAUCAUAUAACACCUCGCCGUAUUAUGAUUUUGGACCACAACGCGAUUCACUAAAAAUUGUCAUACCGGUAACAAUCAUUUAUACUUUGAUUUUUAUUACUGGUGUUAUUGGAAAUAUUGGAACUUGCAUUGUCAUUAAGAAAAAUCGUUCUAUGCAUACAGCGACAAACUAUUAUCUCUUCAGUUUGGCUAUAUCGGAUUUCUUAUUACUGAUCUCUGGUGUACCACAAGAGAUGUAUUUUAUUUGGUCAAAGUAUCCAUAUAUUUUCGGUGAGUUUUUCUGUAUUGGGCGUGGUGUAGUAGCGGAAACAUCUGCUAAUGCUACUGUGCUAACUAUAACCGCAUUUACUGUUGAGCGUUAUGUAGGUAUAUGUCACCCAUUUUUGGGUCAGGCUAUGUCAAAGCUUAGUCGUGCCAUACGUAUCAUAGUAUUAAUAUGGAUUUUAUCCAUUCUUACUGCCAUUCCACAGGCCGCACAGUUUGGUAUUAUAAUUUUUAGUGGCGUUGAAAAGUGUUCGGUGGUACGAAAUAUCAUAGAACAUUCCUUUCAAUUAUCGACUUUCAUAUUUUUCCUUGCUCCAAUGUCGAUAAUUGUGGUUCUGUAUUUGUUGAUUGGACUGAAAUUAUAUCGCUCAGAUUUAAUUAUCAAUGCUGGAGAUGCUAAAAGUGUUGGCGAUGAUAAAAAAACUGCUUGUGAACGCUUGAACAGCAAUAAAGGCACUAAUCGUGGUGACACCGUUUUAUAUCGCUAUUCUGGUGGAACUCAGUUGAGUGCAGUACGAGGACGUGGACGUGGCCGUUCUAGUCAUUUUGGUACAAAACGAGUGUUAAAAAUGCUUGUUGCUGUUGUCAUUUGCUUCUUUUUGUGUUGGGCUCCGUUCCAUGCGCAACGUUUAAUCGCGAUUUAUGGCACCGAUGUCAUUGUCGGUGGUGGCACCGACGACAGUACUGGGAGUGAAGAACUUGAUACUAACAAUCAUGAGGAAAUUAUUUACACUGUUAUGACUUACGUGUCCGGAGUACUUUACUAUCUUUCGACAUGCAUUAAUCCGCUCUUGUAUAAUAUAAUGAGCAACAAGUUUCGUGAGGCUUUUAAGGCAAUUCUAUUCCGAAAGAAAGCAAAAGGCUCUAUAAAUUCGAGACGCACACAGGAGUCACGCCGUUUGCGGCGCAAUGCCACAUUAACAUCUACUACGCAGCGGGAGUCCAGCGAAACAGAAUUGGUUAGUAAACAUUCUGUGCUUCAGGCGGUGGUGCAGGAAAAAAACGAGACGAUUUAAUCGUCAUCAAAAUUUUUACCAGAAAGAAAAUUUUGUAAUGCUUUUCACAGCUUAAAAAACAAAACAAAAUAUAUUCUUCUGUACAAUAUUGGU
Teleopsis dalmanni is the source of this 1647-nucleotide messenger RNA. It is a transcript of the gene PK1-R, whose product is annotated as pyrokinin-1 receptor. Gene Ontology annotation, cellular component: plasma membrane. The coding region runs from base 1 to 1554 and encodes 517 amino acids. The transcript has 4 exons. Gene Ontology annotation, molecular function: neuropeptide receptor activity. Gene Ontology annotation, biological process: neuropeptide signaling pathway. Lineage: Eukaryota; Metazoa; Arthropoda; Insecta; Diptera; Diopsidae. The record is from RefSeq and is a predicted model, not a curated record.